AUGGCAACUUUGGAAGAAUUGGAGUCGCAGCAAAACCCGGGCGAAAUCGAAAUUGAUCAAGAGAUAUUGAAUCUACCCACAGGAGAGCUCCAGACAAGAACCAAACUUCUAGACAAUGAAAUUCGGAUAUUUAGAUCAGAGUUGCAAAGAUUGUCGCACGAAAAUAGUGUGAUGCUCGAGAAGAUCAAGGACAAUAAGGAAAAAAUCAAAAACAAUCGCCAGCUACCCUAUUUGGUGUCCAAUGUGGUUGAGAUCAUGGAUAUGGAUGAAUUGGAAGACGAACAGCAACGAGAAUCGGCCACGCAAGGUGGGAACGUGAAUUUGGAUAACGCUGCAACCGGUAAAGCGGCGGUGGUGAAAACAUCAUCGAGGCAAACGGUUUUUCUGCCUAUGGUAGGGCUGGUUGACCCUAAUACUUUGAAACCUAACGAUUUAGUGGGUGUUAACAAAGACUCCUAUUUGGUGCUCGACACUUUACCGUCCGAAUUUGACUCGCGUGUCAAAGCCAUGGAAGUAGACGAAAAACCCACAGAAACGUAUUCGGACGUUGGUGGUCUUGACAAGCAGAUCGAAGAAUUGGUCGAAGCUAUCGUGCUUCCUUUAAAACAAGCCGAAAAGUUUACAAAUAUGGGAAUUAGAGCUCCUAAAGGUGCUUUGAUGUAUGGUCCACCCGGUACUGGUAAGACAUUACUAGCAAGAGCGUGCGCCGCUCAAACGAAUGCCACUUUCCUAAAAUUAGCUGCACCACAGCUGGUGCAAAUGUUUAUUGGUGAGGGUUCCAAGCUCGUGCGUGACGCGUUUGCUCUAGCAAAGGAAAAAGCACCUACGAUCAUAUUCAUCGAUGAGCUGGACGCCAUCGGUACAAAACGUUUUGACUCCGAGAAAUCUGGUGACAGAGAAGUGCAAAGAACUAUGUUGGAACUUCUCAACCAACUGGAUGGGUUCGGGUCCGAUGACAGAGUUAAAGUACUCGCGGCCACCAAUAGAGUGGACGUCUUGGAUCCGGCUUUGUUGAGAUCCGGUAGACUGGAUAGAAAGAUCGAGUUCCCACUGCCCUCUGAGGAUUCUAGGGCUCAAAUCCUACAAAUUCAUUCCAGAAAAAUGACAACAGACGAUUCUAUAAAUUGGCAGGAACUUGCAAGAUCAACAGAUGAAUUUAACGGUGCUCAGCUGAAAGCGGUUUCAGUGGAAGCAGGAAUGAUAGCAUUGAGAAAUGGCCAAAGCGAAGUUAAGCAUGAAGAUUUUGUUGAAGCCAUUGGCGAAGUCCAAGCGAGGAAAUCCAAGUCCGUAUCUUUCUACGCAUGA
Lachancea lanzarotensis is the source of this 1305-nucleotide messenger RNA. It is a transcript of the gene RPT5, whose product is annotated as LALA0S01e16160g1_1. Gene Ontology annotation, biological process: proteasome-mediated ubiquitin-dependent protein catabolic process. The transcript has a single exon. Gene Ontology annotation, cellular component: proteasome regulatory particle, base subcomplex. Bases 1 to 1305 code for a protein of 434 amino acids. NCBI's taxonomy places the organism in Eukaryota, Fungi, Ascomycota, Saccharomycetes, Saccharomycetales, Saccharomycetaceae. The record is from RefSeq and is a predicted model, not a curated record. Gene Ontology annotation, molecular function: ATP hydrolysis activity; ATP binding; proteasome-activating activity.